Molecule: messenger RNA, 1194 nt
Organism: Prunus armeniaca (apricot)
Lineage: Eukaryota; Viridiplantae; Streptophyta; Magnoliopsida; Rosales; Rosaceae
Source: the annotation of a GenBank genome assembly
AUGGAGAGGGAAAUGGAGGCAGCCGCCGCCGCCGCCGACGCCGCCGUGGAAGUCGACGCCGAAGACGGCGGAGAUAGCGGUGAAGAGGGUACACAAGCGGUGGCGGGAGGCGGAGUCGAAAGUCAUAGAAAAUCGGGUCGAGACAGAGUUAAGGGGCCUUGGUCUCCGGAAGAAGACGCGAUACUUAGUCGGCUAGUGAGUAAGUUCGGCGCGAGGAAUUGGAGCUUGAUAGCCCGAGGAAUCGACGGACGAUCCGGCAAGUCUUGCCGCCUCCGAUGGUGUAAUCAGCUCGACCCCUCCGUUAAGCGCAAGCCCUUUACUGAUGAGGAGGAUCAGAUGAUAAUUGCAGCUCAUGCAUUCCACGGAAACAAAUGGGCUGCAAUUGCGAGGCUUCUACCAGGGAGGACAGAUAACGCCAUAAAAAACCAUUGGAAUUCCACACUAAGGCGCCGGUGCAUGGACCCUGACAAAAUAAAGUUAGAAUCUGGUAAUACGGUUGAAGAUGUGAGCUUAGACAAAACAAAAGCAUCGUCUGAAGAGACCUUCUCAUAUGGGGAUGUCAAUUCAUCUAAAUCUAUGGAAGGAAGAGAAGUCAGUUCUUUAGAGCAUAUGGAUUGUCAAUACGAAGACAAGGGGUCAACGGAGGGUCAGUUUAGUCAUGAAGUCAAGGAACAGCCAACUCUUUGUAGACCAGCGGCAUGCAUCAGUGCUUUUAGUGUGUAUAACCAUUCAGAUAGCCAGGAGACUGGAGUAUCAUUCCCAAGGAUAAUUCCAGUGCAAGGACCUCUGGUUCAAGUAUCAAACCUAGAUGUCAACAUCAGUAAAUUGCUUGAUGGAGUUUAUGGUGAGCGGUCAAUACCUGAUCAGUGUGGACACGGUUGCUGUUGUGCCAAUGGUAAGAAUGCUCAAAACUCUUUGUUGGGGCCAGAAUUUGUAGACUUCUCCGAGCCUCCCUCGUUUCCAAGUUUUGAAUUGGCUGCAAUCGCCACAGAUAUAAGUAACCUUGCUUGGAUUAAAAGUGGUUUGGAGAACAGCAGUGUAAGAGCAAUGGGUGAUGCAGCUGAUAGAACAGUACCCCAUGAGUCUCAAGGGCAAAUGGGGCAUUUUGAGGAGAGCAGAAUGAAUAAUCUUUUCCGUUUUGAAGAGAGAAAUGAUAGGCUAAUGGGAAUGAAGACCAAUGUGCUAUCAACCUAA